GUUACCAGUCAACAACCGCAGCUCCCCCCUACAGAUUUCACCAACCCCAAGGCCGCCUCGUUUUUUUCCUCGAGGAACUCCUGCUCGUUCGACCGCCAUGGACGGAGCUCGUGCCGGCUCGCCCCGCCUCGCCCUGCUUUCGCUCGCUCUGUUUCUGUUCCUUGCUCCGUGUCGAGCGCAGACGUGCUCGAGCUACGCCUUCUCGGACGGUAGAGCCUAUUCGUCCUGCGUCGACCUCUCUGUCCUGAACUCCUACCUUCACUGGACCUACAACCAGGCCUCGUCCGUCGCCGACAUCGCCUUCCGGGUCACCGGAGCGACGGAGUCCGACUGGGUGUCCUGGGCCAUCAACCCUUCCGGCCUCAGGAUGGUGGGCUCGCAGGCGCUGGUUGCCUACCAGAACUCGAGCGCGUCUCUAAGGGUCUACACCUCCUCGGUGGACAGCGAGGGGACGACUCUGCCGGAGGGGAACCUUAGCUUCGGGGUGUCGAACAUCUCGGCGAAGCUCGAGGGCAGCGAGAUGACCAUCUUCGCGACGCUGCAGCUGAGCAGCGGGACGACGACGGUGAACCAGGUGUGGCAGGUCGGCCCCCUGCAGAGCGGAUCCCCCGGAUCGCACGCGCUGAGCGGCGCCAACGUCCAGUCGGUGGGGACGCUGGACCUCCUGUCUGGGACCACCGUGGCGAGCGGCGGGUCGGCAAGCUCGAGGCAGCGGAGGAGGAACGUGCAUGGGGUGUUGAACGCGGUGAGCUGGGGGACGCUGAUGCCGAUGGGAGCAUUGAUCGCGAGGUACCUGAAGGUGUUCCAAUCCGCCGACCCCGCCUGGUUCUACCUCCACAUCUCGUGCCAGGCCUCGGCCUACGCGGUCGGCGUCGCCGGCUGGGCCACCGGCCUCAAGCUCGGGAGCGAUUCCUCGGUCGACCACAAGGUCCACGGCAACAUCGGCAUCGCCCUUUUUGUCCUCGGAACUCUUCAGGGAUUCGCGCUGCUCCUGAGGCCCAAGAAGGAUCACAAGUACAGACCCUACUGGAACAUGUAUCACCUGGCGGUCGGAUACACCGUGAUCGCCCUGAGCAUCAUCAACGUGUUCAAGGGGCUGGACAUACUGGACCCGGAACAGAAAUGGCGGACAGCGUACAUCGCCAUCGUCGCCACCUUGGGGGCCAGCGCCGCCGUUUUGGAAGCCGCCACUUGGUACAUCGUGAUCAAGAGGAAAAAGACGGCAUCUUCAGCUCCGAAGAUCUCUCACGGCAUGAAUGGAGACGAUGGUUACAGCAAUGGCAGAGUAUAGUAUGAGAUUUCACUCAUAGAUUCCGAUUAUUUCUUCUUCGAUUUUCUUGAAUUUUUAUUUUUUUUGGUUAUGUUCAGCUCCAUGUUGAGGGUCUUUUGUGUGGCCCAUAUGAUAGAGCCUUUUUAUUUUAUUUUUUUCUUAUCAGGCUUAUGCAUAUAUUGUUAGGCUUAUACAUAUAUUGGAGGUCCCGUGCUUCUUUUCCUUUUAA
This is a messenger RNA of Eucalyptus grandis, 1499 nucleotides long. Its product is annotated as cytochrome b561 and DOMON domain-containing protein At5g35735. The coding region runs from base 98 to 1291 and encodes 397 amino acids. The transcript is spliced from 3 exons. NCBI's taxonomy places the organism in Eukaryota, Viridiplantae, Streptophyta, Magnoliopsida, Myrtales, Myrtaceae. The record is from RefSeq and is a predicted model, not a curated record.